Molecule: messenger RNA, 3222 nt
Organism: Cannabis sativa
Lineage: Eukaryota; Viridiplantae; Streptophyta; Magnoliopsida; Rosales; Cannabaceae
Exons: 3
Coding region: 1-3222 (1073 amino acids)
Molecular function (GO): nucleic acid binding; RNA-DNA hybrid ribonuclease activity
Source: RefSeq, a predicted model, not a curated record
AUGAGUCUCUGCAGUUGGAAUGCUCGAGGUUUGGGGAGCCCUCGAGCAUUCCGUAAUCUCUCCCUGCUGGUCAAACAACAUCAGCCCAUGAUGUUGUUUGUUAUGGAGACUAAGUUGCCGGCUGGACGUGGAAUGGACCUGAAACACAAGCUUCGUUUUGAUAGUGUUUUAGAGGUGCCUAGGCAAGGUCUUGGGGGAGGGAUUUUACUUUUUUGGAAAGACUAUAUCGAUGUUAAUGAUGAAGUCUACUGGAAGCAGCGUUCUAGAGUUGAUUGGUUGCGUGCUGGAGAUAAAAAUACUAAAUUUUUCCACCACCGUGCCUCCAAUCGCAAAAAGAACAAUUUCAUUCGCCUCAUUACUCUUCUUGAUGGAUCCAUUUCUCACGAUCAUGCCACUAUAACUUCCCAAUUUCUUCAUUUUUAUAAUUCUCUCUUCACCUCUCAAGGUGUUUGUGAUGUGGCUGUCACUUCCCUUCUCCAAGGGAUUACUAAUAGGUUAUCCACUCAUCAAGUUGCUUUUCUAGCUGAACCUUACACAGAAGUUGAAGUUAAAAAUGCGUUAUUUAGCCUCUCUGCGGACAAAGCUCCUGGGCCUGAUGGACUCAACUCGCUUUUUUACAAAAGUAAUUGGUCCACUCUAGGCACAAAUUUCACUAAGGCUAUGCUUCAGAUUCUUAAUCAUCAGGGGGACAUCUCCCCAAUCAAUCAAACUAUUAUUGUCCUCAUCCCCAAAAAGAAAAAUCCUAAGCAUGUUCGUGACUUUCGACCGAUUAGUCUUUGCAAUACUUUCUAUAUGUGCCUUUCCAAAGUUAUUGCAAAUCGGUUAAGACUUGUGCUUCACUCCAUUAUCAGUAUCAAUCAAAGUGCUUUUCUCCAAGGGCGCCAAAUUACUGAUAACAUUCUCCUUGCGAAUGAAAUUAUUCAUGCCAUUCAUUCUAGACGAUCGGGGAAGAUUGGUUGGGCUGCUAUUAAACUUGAUAUGGAGAAGGCUUUUGACAGAGUAGAAUGGUCUUUUUUAAAUCGUUUGCUUAAUCAUGUUGGUCUUCCUUCUUCGUUCUCAUCUCUUAUAAUGCGUUGUCUUUCCACGGUCCAAUUUCGUCUAUCCAUAAAUGGCUCUCUUACUGACACUUUCCAUUCAACGCGUGGUCUCCGACAAGGGGAUCCGUUAUCUCCCUAUCUUUUUCUUUUAAUUGCUGAGGGUCUUUCUGCAGCAAUUCGAUUGCAAGAAGCUCAGGCUCAUUUUUCUGGCAUUCAGAUUUGCAGGGGUGCCUUGCCCCUGUCUCAUCUCUUGUUUGCUGAUGAUAGCAUGGUUUUCUCUCCUGUCCAUUCUCAAGCCAGUGAUUCCCUUAAUGAUAUUCUUGAUCUCUACAAUAAAGCUACGGGCCAAUUGGUGAAUAGAGAUAAAUCCUCCAUCCUUUUCUCCCCGAAUACCUCUGCUGAUGCCCAGCUUUGUUUUCGUCAAUCCCUUCAACUUCUGGGGGAGGGCUUCAUUAGUAAGUACCUUGGUGUCCCCCAUUGCGUUGGCAGGGUCUCCAAUUCCAUGUUCCAUUAUCUGCUUCAAAAAGUCUCAUCCAAACUUAACUCCUGGAACGAAAAUUUUUUCUCUAGGGCUGGUAAGGAAACUCUUAUUAAAGCGGUGGUCCAAGCUAUCCCCUCUUUUGCAAUGUCCUGUUUCAAAGUGCCCAAAUCGAUUUGUCAUAAAAUUCAAAGCUUGAUUGCUAAAUUUUGGUGGGGAUCCCACGACACUAACAAAGUUCACUGGAAAAACUGGGAUGUUAUUUCUGUCUCCAAGUUUUUUGGGCGCCUGGGGUUCCGUAUUUUAUCCUGUCAUAACCAAGCUCUCUUAGCUAAGCAGGCUUGGCGUAUUUGGAAUGAUAGGAAUUCCCUUCUUCAUUCUGUUCUUAAAGCUCGGUAUUUCAAAAAUUCUGAUUUCAUGAAUGCCCCUAUUGGUCUGGUUUGGAAGAUUGGUACUGGAACUAAUGUCCCCUUAUCUGCUCCCAAUUUGAUUCCUAACAUUCAACGUCCCAUCCUACUGCAUCCUCUUCCCCAGUCCCAAGCUUAUGUUUCUUUUUUCAUUAAUGAUGAUUCAACUUGGAACGUCCGCAAACUUCAUUAUUACUUCCCUUCUUACCAAGUUGAUCAUAUCCUCACAACCCCCAUCGACCCUGCAUCUUUUGAUUCUCUUAUUUGGGGUUUCCACCCCUCAGGCAAUUUAACUGUCAAAUCUGCCUACCAUCUUGCUUGCUCUCUUGAAUCAGUUGAUGUUCCCUCCUCUUCGAAUCCUAAUCCGUACCUUCAUUGGUGGAAAACCCUUUGGUCUCUUCCUGUUCCUCCCAAAAUUAAACAUUUUAUUUGGAGAGCCUUCCACCAUAUUUUGCCUUGUGCUUUCAAUCUUUUCCUUAAAAGGACUCUUCCUCACCCAAAUUGCUCUAUCUGUGGGCAUAAUACUGAAUCAGUCUCUCACGCCCUUAUUGGUUGCACAAGAGCAAAGUCUAUUUGGAAAUCUUCAAGAUUCAAGCAGUUUUACUUGACUUAUCAAAAAUGUGACAUUAAGGAUUUUCUUUUGCAGGCUUUACAUAAUAUUCCUAAACAGGAUUUCCAAAUUUUCAUUACUUUCAUUUGGCAGAUUUGGAAUGCUCGAAACUCCAUUCUUUUCAACAAAAAUUAUACUACUAACAAUGUGGAAGAAAUUAUUGUUAAUUAUUUACAGGAAUACAGUGCUACUCAAUACUCGCAACAAGAUGACACUCUGCACUCAGAGGCUACACGCAUCCCUCAUGCUUCUCAUCAGCAUCUCCCUCCUUCCCUGUCACCUGAUACACCUGCUCUUUUUGUAGAUGCAGCUGUAGACCAUCAGAAUGGCCUAACUGGAACUGGUUUUGUCUUCAAGUGUGGAUUUCAGACUGUGUUAGCUUCUCAUUACCAUCGCCUGCCUGGUGCUGUCUCUCCUAUUUUCUCUGAAGGCCAAGCUCUUUUGCAGAGUCUCAAGUGGUGCAUUGACUCACAAUUUUCUCCACAAGUAGUUUUCUCCGAUUGUUUGAAUUUAGUCUCAAAAGUAAAUGGAGCCUGGCAGGACAAUUCUGCACUUUCUGGUUUAGUGUCUCGGAUUCGAUUGCUCUUCUCAAAUUUCCCUGGUGCUUCGUUGCAGUUCCUUCCUCGACAAUUUAAUAUGGACGCUCAUAAUCUUGCAAGAGAAGCUCUCAGGUCAAGAGAAGUUAGCUAG